This is a messenger RNA of Prunus avium (sweet cherry), 1329 nucleotides long. The record is from RefSeq and is a predicted model, not a curated record. Lineage: Eukaryota; Viridiplantae; Streptophyta; Magnoliopsida; Rosales; Rosaceae.
AUGUACAGAGACUUGGGAAGGAAGAUGCUUCAAUAUUGUAAAGGUUUGCCAUUAGCCAUCAUUGUGCUUGCCGGAGUUCUAGCAAGAAAACCCUCCAUUAGAGAAUGGGAGAGAGUGUAUGAGAAUGUUCAUGAAUACAUAAGCAGAGGCAUAGGUCAUGAAGAAGAAUAUGGAGGUGUAUUACAAGUGUUGGCAUUGAGUUAUGAUGACCUACCAUAUUACUUAAAACCAUGUUUUUUAUAUUUAGGUCAUUAUCCUGAAGACUCUGAGUUUUUGGUGAGCAAAUUGACAAAGUUAUGGAUGGCAGAAGGUCUUAUCUCCUCGAGACAACAAAGACAUGGUUCGGGGAAAACAAUGGAGGAUAUAGCACGUGACUGCUUGAGUGAGUUGGUGGAAAGGUGUUUGGUUCAAGUGGGAACAAGUGGUUCAACUGGGACAAUUAAAGGUUGUCGAAUCCAUGAUCUUGUGCGAGACAUGUGUUUGUUAAAAGCAAAAGAGGAAAGCUUUCUCCAGAUUAACAAUUCUUUGCAAGAAAAUAUUUCUUUUGUGGCAGCCGAGGCAACACAAUUGGGGAAAAUUCGAAGACUUGCAAUUUACUUGGAUGAGAAGGCAGAUAAGUUGGUUUCUUCAAGAGAUGAAACAAAUGGGCACGUAAGGUCUCUAUUAUUCUUUGGCCUAGGAGAAUGGAGGCCAAUAAGUGAAAAAGGAUUACUAUCUCCGUUGAAGGAUUUCAAAGUGCUUAGAGUUUUGAAGGUUGAAGGUCUUGAUAAAGUAGAAGUAGAGUUGCCAAGUGAAAUUGGAAAUAUGGUACACUUAAGUUACAGCACAAAGGGUAAACUGGAUCUGUCUACUCUUGGCCAUCUACAGACCUUAUAUAACCUUUCAAGUGAGUAUUGUGAUUUGAAAGAUGUUGGUAGAUUAACCAAUCUUAGAAAACUGAGAAUAAGUCUGUCAAGCUCUUUGCAAAAUUUGGAGGAAAUCUUAAAGUCUACAGGCAGCACGCUUAACCGUAUCCGGUCUCUAAUUGUGAACAACAAUUGUAAAACGAAUGGUGGUGAAGAGCAAGCUAUGCAAAUAGUAUCAAGCUGUCGGGGUAUAUACAAAUUGAUGUUGUUUGGGCCAACCGCGGAAUUACUGAAAGAGCUCCACAACUAUCCAAACCUCACCAAGUUACAAUUGAUUAGUUGUGGUCUCAAGGAGGACCAAAUGGGAAUGCUAGAGAAAUUGCCAAACCUAACAUCUCUGAGCCUUAGAUUGAAAGUUUUCAAAGCGAAUACAAAGAUACUGUGGAUUAACGACGCUUCCAGAUGGGCUGAGAUAUCUUACUAA